Trichobilharzia regenti is the source of this 8258-nucleotide messenger RNA. NCBI's taxonomy places the organism in Eukaryota, Metazoa, Platyhelminthes, Trematoda, Strigeidida, Schistosomatidae. The record is from the annotation of a GenBank genome assembly.
UAUUUAGAAGCGCAUGCUUUGAAUCUUUGUUUGCGGUUGUUGCGGCAAUUGGUAAAAGCCGUAGAAAACUGUUAGUACUGGAGAUCUAUUUUGUCUAGCAUGCAUGGUGGAGAUAAGCUGGUUCAUAAUUCACAUUCUAAGAGUAUUUCUGCAGAGAAAGUUGCCAAACUUCACCAAGCUAUAUUUGGUAUGGAAAUAAUGUAAAUUUCAUAAUUUAGGUAAACAUUCCAUUUCAUCGAGUACGCCGUAUAAACGACCAAAUAAGUCUGAAGUUCAGGGACCCACGGCCUUCAAUGACUCGUCUGAACUUAGAGCAAUGCUCCAUUUCACUCCAAAAAUCUCCAUCAAUCCUCCAAUCAUUUAGACAUAGAUAAUUCACAUGAUGAAAUCAAGUUUAAUCCUGUUUAUUCACCAAAGUUCAUCAUAAGCUUGAAGAAGAAUGGCCAAUCUAGCUAUGGGAUUUUGCUUCGUCGUGGAUUAUUGAUCCACCGUUUGUGUCUUUUUGACGAUGGAAUAAUUCUGGAAGAUCGUACUGAUGUUCUUCUAACAGAAUGUGAUAGGCAGAAUACCUCAAAUUGUUUCCUACCGGGUGAUUACCUUGUUGCUGUUGGCGAUGGACUUGUGAAUUCAAUGGCUUGGAAUGAAGUAGUUCAGCUGAUUCGUUGCUCUGGUCCUAGUCUGUGCUUAACUGUCCGACUUCUUCCCGAAUUUCUUGAAUUUUACUUUCGUCUGAUGUAUGCUCACAGUUCUGACUCCCAAAAUAUGAAAACAAGUCCGAAAUAUGUACAAGAUGAUUCCCCAUGCAUUAUUCUCGUCUCCGUGAGGAAUUAUGUUGUUAAAUAUGGAAGCUUCAAGAAUUUGUACAUUCACUUGCAACAGUUUCAGUUAAACUCUGAUUCUUUUGAUGAAUUAAAUUUUACCACUAAUGGAAGUAUUAUAUGCAAGUCUAAUAUGAAGGACUACAAACAUUCUGGAUGUGAUGCUGAUGAUAAUAAUAACAACAAUAACAGUAAUAAUAAUGAUAAUAUGAGCAGUCAUGAUAAUGGGGAUAAUGAUGAUGAUGUCAAUUUCCCUGUAUGGGUUGCAUUUCGACAAGGUUAUGUUUCAGGGAAAUUUCUUACCUCCCUACCAAAUGGACGAUGUCGUGUACUUAUUCUACCCGGACAAGAAGUAAUCGAAGUGAAUACUGAAGUGGUGGAACGUGCAAAUCCUUCAAGUAUGGAUCGUGUUGAUGAUCUGAUUAAAUUACGUUAUGCGAAUGAAUCUAGUGUAACACAUUCAUUUAUACAACGUUAUGGUUCCGGGUUAAUAUUCACCUAUGCUUCAGGUAUCAAUUUGAUCAGUAUCAAUCCAAUGAUGCCGUUGAAUAUUUAUUCUGACAAAGUUAUGGAUCUGUUUACGGAUUGUGAAGUACGCUAUGAUAUGCCACCGCAUGUAUACUCUGUAGCUCAACUGAUUCUAGCCCGUUUAAAACGUCGUUUAUUCUAUACACAUCUGACAAUAGAAGAACAUUUGAAUAAUGAUCCAGUGUAUAGUCUGCCGUAUUCGAUUAGUCAACAAGUUCUAUGCCUGUUAGGACGUUCUGGUUCGGGUAAAACACGUGUAUCAAAUGAUGUACUCACUUAUAUGAUAUAUCAAUCUGAAAAGUCAAUACAAAAGCGCAAUCAUUCAAAUGGUAAUAAUAAUAAUAAUAAUAAUAAUGAUAGCAAUGACGUUUUAUCCAGUAAAAUCAAUGCUUCUCGUCUACGUGCACUAUUCAACUUGCUUGAUUCAUUCACUUGUUCACGUAUCGUACUCAAUACAAAUGGAAGUCGAGCUUUACGUAUAUUCUCAUUGGAAUUUGCCAAAAUUAAUUCACUGCCAAUUGUAAAUCAACCUGAAGAUAUUGGUUUAAUGAUUACAGGUUUAACAACACGUCUGCUGUUGUUUGAGCGUAGUCGUGUUACAGAUCGACCUGAAAUUGAACCAAAUUUUCAUAUAUUUUAUUAUUUAUUAGCUGGACUGGAUGAUGAAUCAAGACGAGAAUUAUUCCUAACUGAUUUAGAUGCGCCAAAUUUGUUUAUGACUCGUUUACAAAGACCGGAAGAUAAAGAAUCCGCUAAAAUCUAUUGGAAUCAGCUGUGUCGUGAUGCUGAACAGUUAGAGUUUAAUAUCAAAGAAGAAUGGUUAACUGGUGGAUUGGCACGCCUACUUGCUGUUAUCUAUCAUUUAGGUUGUGCUGGUUAUUGUCAUCAAGAUGUAGUAAAUAGACGUGACAGUGUAUUUAUUUAUUUUACAAAUUAUGAAGCUGCUCAACGUGCUGCUCACCUAUUGAAUUGUUCAUUGGAGACAUUGAAUCAACUUAUCUUUGAACCAUUUUUACGCAAAAUUGUACGUAAUGGUGGUGGUGGUGGUGUCCAUCAUGAUGUUGGUGGUGAUGAUGAUAAUGAUGAUCAGUAUUCACUGAAUUGGACUAUUAAAGAUUGUUUGUAUGGAUUUGUUCAAGAACUUUAUCACUUGGUUGUAGAUAUAUUAGUCUGUCUAAUCAAUCGGUGUCUGUCUACACCUAAAUCCGACAUGCCUAACAAACUAAAAGUUGCAGCUCAAUUAAUUCUAGUCGAUCCCGUUGGAUUACAAAUUCCGCAUUCAACAUCAAUGCCACCGUCAUCUUCAGGAUCACCUGGAACAGAGAAUAGUGAAAAUCAAAAGUCAGGCAAUUUUCCUGAUUUAAUAUUCAAUUAUGCUUAUGAACGAUUGAGUCAGUUAUACUUUGAUAGUACAAUAAUGUUGGAUGAACAACGUUUAAAACAUGAUGGUCUAACUUCACCUGUGCCAUAUGAGAAUUUCUGUCGUACAAAGAAUAUUUUAAACUUCAUCGACAAUACAUCAUUUAUUAAGAAUCCUAAUAUAUACUCAACUAAAAAUGCUACUGCGAACAACAACAACAGUAAUAAUAAUAAUGAAAUGUGUAAUUUUAUGUUUCCUGGAUUAUUUUCCUUGCUGGAUUCAAUAUCUCAAAAUGGUGAAUUAUCUCAAUUAUCAGAUUUAUUAAGUCAUAUGUAUCAAAUACAACGGAAACAGCAUGAAAAUCGAGACUUACGUAUUAUUCGUCGGUUUAAGCGUGCUGAAUCAUCCUUUGUGUUAAAUCAUAACUUGUCUACAACGCCUAUUCAAUAUACACCAGCACACAAUUGGUUUGCACCUUAUCAUCGAUCGAAUUGUCGUAGAAAGCUGAUCUAUUUAUUAGGACAAUCCCCGCUUCCGUCUCUGCGUAAUCUUGUCAGUAUGUUAGAUUGUAAAGAAGAUUAUUUAAGCUCUUUCAUACCAUCGAAUCGAAGUCAUAUUGGUGUUUGUUCAGAUGUGAAAUCAACCAUGGAUACCUUGAUUCGUUCCCUGUAUGAUUGUGCUGCUCAUAAUGCUUCAUAUAAUCCUAAUGAUCCUGGAUCAGGAUUUAAUGAUGGUGGUCCACCGAGUGGUAUGCAUUGGAUUCAUUGUUUCUUACCUGUAUCCACUGCUGGGCUAUGUCAAUUGAAUGAAGAGAUUCCAAUUGAUCAAUUAAUUCUUAAGAAUUCUUCUUCUGAAGACUAUACCACUAGUACUACUACGAGUACUACUCAUAAUAAUAAUAAUAACAGUGAUAAUCAUACGGAUAGUAAUCAUAUGCUCAAUGAAAUGCAUCACAAUAAAUCCACUUCAUAUUUACAUGAAUUAAUGAAACGCUACCCGAAUAAAAAUUUAGUAUUUAGUCCAGCACGUAUCUGUGUGAAUUUAAUACGUUCACAAAUUCGUGGUAUAGAAUUAAUUAGUACACUGCAAUCGGUUAAACUAAGCUAUCCUGAUCGUUUAUCACUGAAAGAAUUUCGUAAUCGUUUCAUUGGUUUAUUGCCUGUGGAUUCAAAAUUAAAUACAUCAGAUUAUCAUGGAUCAUUGGAUAGAGUUGUGGCUAAUGAAAUUUUGAAUUCACUGCAUUAUGCUCCGGAGACUUAUCAACUUGGUAGCAGUAAUAUAUACCUUCGUACAUUUAUUAUUCCUCAACUUGUUCAUCGGUUGGCAAGUUCUGCAGGUCUGUCUUCUGAACAAGAAUUGAUACAGGUUCAGAUUGCUUGUCAAUCAUAUAUAACUGAUUAUUGUGAAGAACCGAGAAUAUCAGCAAACAGUGUAUCUCCGUAUUCAGUGUCUAAACAACCUUCAAAAGCCGGUGCUUUGCGUAAAAGCCUCGAUAUACAUGAAAUUCAAACAGCUGGAUCACCAGUUGAUUUUAUAUCACCAAGGCAAAAAGAAAUUAUUAUGAAUGGACGAGCAUCAGUUCCUGUAAUGAAAUCAGAAGACAAUAAUACUCUUGACAAUAAAAAGUCGAAUGAAGAUAUAGAAUCGAUUGCUAUUGAACGUGAAGUACACUCUGCUCAUGGUUAUGAAGAGAAUGAGAAGGCGAAGAAGGUGAUGGAGAAGACGUCUACUGAGUUAAAUAAAGAAAUCACGUUGAAUCGACGUGGAAAAGUUUCAGUGUCUAUAUCAAGGGAGAUGAAUGAUUCGGAACCAUGGAUAGCCGGUUCCACUAUACUUUAUGGUUCUUCUGAGACUAUCAAGCGUGAUGAACAGAAUUCUGAGACUGCUAAAGAAAUAACAUUAAAGCCAAAUACAUCAAGUGUGAUGGAAAAAGAAAUUUAUUUAAGUAGUAAACCGCCAUCUCAGUCAUCCUUAAACAUUACUUUUGAUUCUGAAAGAAAGGUGAAUAUCCAACCUGUGUCAGCUUCAUUCGAAUCAGUGAAAAACGACUUGGAUUCUCAGGAGAAAGAGAAAGAGAAUAAUCGAAAGAAAGUUCAAAAUAAGGGAUCUUUUUCAUCUGAUUAUGAAGAUGAAAUACAAACGAAUAAUGAACACACUAAUCACACUACAUUGUCUCCAUUACAAUUGAAAGCACAAUUGAAAGAAAGUGAAGAUGAACUAAGACAAUAUAAAAUCCGAUAUACUGAAGCAUUGAAAAGUAUUGAAGACUUGAAGAGUUCAUCAAAUGAUUUAACUGUACAAUUAUCAUCACUUACAACUGAGAAUGUACGUUAUAAACAGGAUUGUGAUCGGGCUAGAGCUGAUUUAGAAUUGGCUGAAGAAAAUCGUCUACAAGCUGAACAACUUGUCAAGGUGAUCACUGCAAAGUUAGAGCUAGCAGAAAAACGACAUUUAUUAUUAUUAGAAUCUGUAAAGAAGACCCAAGAGAAAGACGAUGGUGAACCAUCAUCAACAAAAGACUAUGCACUAUUAUACCCGAAUGCUCCAGAAGACCUAUUAACCCUGGUGAAUAAACUUCGAUCGACUAAUCAUUCUUUAAUGCUACAAAUUACUGAUUUGCAAAAUGCACUAGAUAAUUUAAAAAAAGAGUUGGAAUCUACUCAUGCCAGUCAGUUGAAGGCGGAGAAAACAAUUGAAAAGUUGCGGGCUGAUUUAAUUCGCGUACAAGAUGAACAUGAAACAGAUUAUGAAGCGAUGCGUAGUGCUAAUCAAGUUAAACUACGACAACUGGAAGAAAAGUUAGAGAGUAUACAACAAGAGAAUGCUCGACUGAAUAGAGAGAAACAUCAGUUGGAGUUAGAAAUAUCAGUGCUUAAUACAGAGUUAGCAAAUGCCGCGACUUCUAAUGAUGAUGAUAUCGAACGUAAAUUGUUAAAAGAAUUGAAAAUUAUGAAAAAUCUUCUCACUGAAAAAGAUGUCAUCAUUCUUCAGCUGACUUCUAAUUCUGAUGAUUACAAAGAACAAAUUAGAAAGUUACGUGAUCGGAUCGAUGAAUUAGAUGAAUCAAACGAGAAAACAAAUCGUCAGAAACGUCGUCUACAAAGCGAUCUGGAGGAGACUCAACAACAGUUGACAAGUGCACUUCGUACUCAAAAACGGUUUGAAGAAGAGCUGUCUCGUUUAAGACGUGAACUUAAUGAGUUAGAAAAUCAAUUAGCUGACCAGGAAGAUGCGCAUAAAGAAACUCGUGAUAAACUGACUGCUGCUUUAGCUGAUAUCACUGUGAAGGAGGCUACUAUUCAAGCACAAAUGGAAGAAAUUAAUGCAUUUCUUAUAGAAAGGAAGAAACUACAAACACAAAUAGAUGAGCUAAAAUUAGAAAUUAAUACAACUAGUAUGGAUCAGGUUCCUCGUAGUGAAUUAGACCGUUUAGAAGCUAGAAUACGUGAAUUAGAUCAACGUUUAGAUAGUGAAAUAACUAAUCGUACACGCAUACAAUAUUCACUUGAUCGUGCAAAAGAAUCAGUUGAACAGUUAACCAAUGAACGUGACAAGCUUAUCUCAUCUGAAGCUAAUAUACGUGAACAAAAUCGUAAAUUAUCAAGACAAUUACGUUUAGCCCAACAAGAAGAAAGUGAAGCAACUCGAAAAGCUACAAUAGCACAAAGAAGAGUUGAAGAAGCUCAAUUCGAUGUAAAUAAAGCACUAGAUGAUGCUGCAUGUUCACGAGCUGAAAUGACUGCAUUACAAAGACGUAUACAAGAUUUAGAAGCCUACAUUAAUAAGGCGAAACAUUUAAAAUUAGAUGGUGAAGAUGAUGACGAUGAUGAUGAACUUGGAUUGUAUGAUUCAUCAGCUGACGAUAUCAUCGGUCUACGAAAAUUGAAAGGGUCUCAAGAUCUUCUAUUACGUUCAACUUUAAGAUCCCCUAGUCGUUUCAGUCGCCUACGGCUGCAUAAAUUUCACUUACUCAAUCGUGCUCUGUCUGAUGAUAAUCUACCCUAUUAUCCAAAUCGUUUAUCCUAUCCUAUGCUUAAAACUAAUACUGCUACAACUUCGACUGCUUCUACUAUCACUGCGCAUUCACCAAUUAAUCCAGUCAACAACAGUAAAAGUAAGAAUAACAAAAAUAAUAAUAAUAAUAAUAAAAGAAAUUCAGUUAUAAAUAAAAAAUACAAUUCACUUCCUACUGGUAAGAGUGUUUCACACUCGAAUAGUCUUCAGCUGCUUAAAAAUGAUUCAUUAGAGACUCUGAAACCACAGACAUCUGAAGACAAGCUUAUUCACUCGUCAAAUUUCACAUCAACUAAUAGUUUUGAAACAGUGAAUACUUGUAGUAAUGAGACAGAGGUGAGUGUUAGUGCUAUCACUAGUAGUACAACUGCAACUACAACUGCUACGACUACUGCGACUACUACUAUGGCUACUCCAAAUAAUGAGUAUAUUUCAGAUGGUGGUAAAUCGAAUGAAACAUUGACAUUUUCUUCGAAUGUUUGUGUGCUAACCACACCGAGAUUUAAACAGACUGUUACUAUUAAACACCUUCAUCAUAAUUGUACGCCAAAAUCAAAUGUAGAAGUGUUAUAUCUUACAGAUAAUAUGAAAAGAAAUAACAAUGAUACUGCUACUACUAGUAAUAAUGAUAGAAAAUAUACUUCUGCUACAACAACAACAACAACUACGACGACGACAAAUAUUACUUGUCGGCGUGCAAGUAAUAGUAGUAGUGAUAUCGACAGCAGCAACAACUAAGACAACCUGUAUCUAAUCAGUCCUUGACUGUAUCAGUAUUGUCGUCGUCGCCGUAAUUGUCGUCAUCGUCCCCUCAAGGUUGCGACCAGUCUGAUAGUACACAUAGUACAACAAACUGAAGUCAACUAUUUCUUUCCUGUAAUUAAGAAAAUCGAAAUUCUGAAUUUACUGUUUGUCUGGUAUAAUCAAGACCAUAUCUCCCGCCCUCUCUAUGUCCCUCUGUCACUACCAUACUGUCGUUUGACUUCCAUGUUGUAUAAAACAAUGCCCCGGUGACGUUAUGAAUACUUUGUUUAACUAUUUGUAAUAUCUUAUCUUCACUUCUGUGUUGAGUUAUUCUCAUUUUGUUUAGCUUUUUAUACAACUUCAUUUUUCUCUAACACUACUUACUGUGUUUUACAUUCAUCCACGUCCACUUUUAAGAGUUUUCUUUGAGGGGGCUGGUAUAUUUGUUUACCGUCUUCUUCUUACGGCCUGUUUCAUUAUCAAUGUUGUAUUCAAACAAUAAGUAUAAAUUAGAUGAGAAUGGGUGUAUUGUGGGUGGCUUAUUGCUGUUAUUAUUAUUAUUAUUACUGUUUCAUGUAUUCCUUACUAUUCCUUAUGCCUGCAUCAAUCAACACAGUCGUAUUUUAUCUCUGUUUACGAGACAGAUACUUAGUUCUCUAUUCAGUGAAACCGACUUAUUAUUCGGUUUGUUUUAACGCUACUGUUUAAAAGAAAAAUUAUUCGUUAGUUAUAUUUUGCAUAUUUUUCUGUGGGGUUUGUUUUAUGGAAUUUUAUUAUUUAUUAUCCUUUUAAUA